AUGUUUGAGCAAUCUCGUAAAAAGAAUUCACACAAUCAAUUUUUUGGAACAAGGAAGCUUAUCGACAAGGACAUUGUUACGGCUAGUGAUGGUAGGAAGUUUGAGAAGCUUCACUUCAGAGAAUAUGAAUGGCAAACUUAUGGUGAAGCAUUUGAUCGUGCUUGCAACUUUGCAUCGGGUCUCAUUAAAUUAGGCCACAACGUGGAUACUCGUGCUGCAUUAUUUUCUGAAACCAGGGCAGAUUGGUUAAUAACAUUCCAGGGAUGCUUCCGACAGAAUAUUACUGUUGUUACUAUUUAUGCAACUCUAGGGGAGGAGGCGUUAAUCCAUGCACUUAAUGAGACUUCAACUUCGACCUUGAUAUGCGAUUCAAAGCAGCUGAAGAAGCUGGCUGCUAUAAGCACAAGCCUCAAAACGAUUCAGAAUGUUAUUUAUUUUGAAGAAGAUGGAACUUCAAAAGAAACUGGAUAUUCUGAAAGCAUGAGCGGCUGGACAGUUGUGUCCUUUUCUGAAGUUGAGAGACUUGGUAAAGCAUGUCCCGUUCCACCAAGCCUACCCUCUAAGAAUGAAGUUGAUGUUGUUAUGUACACAAGUGGCAGUACAGGUCUGCCAAAGGGUGUUAUGAUAACACAUGGAAACAUUGUAGCCACUGCUGCAGCAGUUAUAACAGUCAUUCCAGAACUAAAUAGAAAAGAUGUCUACUUGGCGUACUUGCCCCUGGCUCACGUUUUUGAAUUGGCAGCUGAGUCUGUCAUGGUGGCUACGGAAUGUAGAAUUGCUUAUGGUUCCCCAUUGAAUUUAACAGACAUAUCAAACAAAAUUAUGAAGGGAACCAAGGGAGAUGCUUCUGAAUUAAAGCCAACUCUCAUGGCAGCAGUUCCUGCUAUACUGGAUUGUGUUCGAGAUGGAGUACUGAAAAAGGUUGAGGAUACUGGGGGUCUAGCGAAGACUCUUUUUACAUUUUCAUAUACACAUCGAUUGGCAGCUGUAGAAGGAAGCUGGUUUGGGGCUUGGGGACUGGAAAAAAUGCUGUGGGAUUUAAUCAUCUUUAAGAAAAUACGCUCUGUACUUGGAGGAGAUAUUAGAUUUAUGCUCUGUGGUGGAGCUCCUUUAUCUGCGGAUUCACAACGCAUCAUCAAUAUCUGCAUGGGGGCUCCUAUUGGCCAAGGAUAUGGCUUGACAGAAACUUUUGCUGGAGUUGCUUUUUCUGAGGCAGAUGACACAGCAGUGGGCCGUGUAGGGCCACCCCUUCCUUGUUGCUACAUUAAGGUAUAUUAAGAGUUGAUCAUUUAUGCGUUAAUUUCAUCUAAUAUAAAUAUUCAACUGAUUGCUUUUUGACAUAGUGGUUAUAUAAUAUUUUGUAUUGAUUGCUUUUAGCCAGGUCUUAAUGAGAAAUUAAAAUGCAUGAAGCAACAUGCUUUUAGAUCAGUUCACUUAAUAUUAUUGACUUCGAUUUAAAAGGAAUGAUUUCUUUUUUCUUAUUAUUUUUAAAAUAGAUUUUGGGAGAUGAAAAGAGUGGAAAUGGAUUAUGCAAACAAUGAUAUUCUUGGAAAAGCAGUUGAGAAGAGUCUUAGCAGCAUUCUAGCAAGUGAGUUUUAUUUAAAGAUGCGUGUUAGAUUUAAAAUUGUUCAAAAAUCUUAUUAUUUGCAUAGAUUGAUAUGGUAAAUAACUUAAAUGUAUUGAAAACUAUAUUUUAUGUUAUAAGAGAAUUUGAAAACUAAUAUUGGUGGGGCUUUAGUAUGAUUUAUGCUUACUUAGUUGUGGCAGAGGAAUUGGUUCGUAGUAAUUAGUUGGAGGAUGCUAAUAGGGUUCUCUUAUGGGGUGGUGGUUUAUUCUUGUCCCAUGUGCCUUUUUUUUAAUUUUUUUAUGGAAUAUACGUGUACAAGUAAUGUUAGCAUUUUCUUUUUUAUAAGUUGAUGCAAUGUCUUGAGAUUAUUCCUUUUAAGGUUGAGGACUUCAGUUGUAGUUGUCUGAGUUAUGAUUGAUGUUUACAAUAGUGAUUAUAUAUAAUUGCUGCAUAUAUAACAUGUUCAGUUACGUUUUAAUUGUAGUCAUAAGGUUUCUUGUUCUACUGAUUUUCUUUAUUGAUUAAGAUAAUAUAUAAUGUAUUUUCUUAGCUAUGCAUAUACAUGAACUUUUCUAAUAGGUGAUAAUAAAUAAAGCAAUCUACAUUUGUUUUGAUAUGAGUUUUUGCUGCUAAACCAUC
Molecule: messenger RNA, 2206 nt
Organism: Humulus lupulus (European hop)
Lineage: Eukaryota; Viridiplantae; Streptophyta; Magnoliopsida; Rosales; Cannabaceae
Product: long chain acyl-CoA synthetase 8-like
Exons: 7
Coding region: 1-1278 (425 amino acids)
Cellular component (GO): membrane; endoplasmic reticulum
Molecular function (GO): long-chain fatty acid-CoA ligase activity
Source: RefSeq, a predicted model, not a curated record